Molecule: messenger RNA, 25601 nt
Organism: Pelobates cultripes (western spadefoot toad)
Lineage: Eukaryota; Metazoa; Chordata; Amphibia; Anura; Pelobatidae
Source: the annotation of a GenBank genome assembly
GUCAUCUUAACCCCAUCUCGUUUCCAAACUAAUACCUAGUAAGGGCUUCUAAUUUAAUAAAAAUAUGUUUUAAUUUGUAGCCCCAGAAUUGAACUCAGUGUUCUAAGUGGCAUUUAAGUGAUCUGCAGUGUGUCAUUACCUCUACUCUCACUAGCCUGCUCAUGGUGGACACAGACCCGAUACGUAAUGUCCAUUAUAAGCAGCACAUUGUACAAUUUAACACCUCAAUCUGUUUCUCCUUGCAGUGUCCUGCCAUCCACCAAUAUCACAACUCCCUUCUGGUCUCCUGUACCCACUUUCCUGCUCCUCGCAGGACUCCAUCUUAUUGGGUGACCAAGUUGAAACUGGGGAACCAGCUGCUGGCAGUAACGUCAUGAAGAAGAAAACUGUCCUUACCAUUUUCGGGUUAGUUCUGGUCUACUUAGUGACCGGAGCUUUGGUCUUCCAAAUGCUUGAGCAGCCCUUUGAAACACUGCAGCAGAGCAAGCUUGCCGAGCAGCGCAGAGCAUUUCUUGAUAUGCACACUUGUGUCAAUGAGGACAACCUGGACGACUUUGUGGUGGUAAGACUAAAAGACGUUGUGCUUGAGCUCUACAGGGGGUGAGUUAAUGUGAUGUUUGUACAGUUUUUGUAGCAAAGGGGCUUCUUUGCUCUGUAGUGCUUUGCUAAUGGGGAUUAAGGAAUGCCUUGCAUGGCUGCCAUAAGAGGGAUGAGUGAAAUUCUGCAGGUCUUUGGCAGGAGAAGGGUUAAAUGACCCUCUGGCUCUGCAGCAGGUGAAGGAAUCCCUGAGUUCAGGAGCGGACAUCACAUCCAAUGAUACCAACGUCACUACGCGCUGGGACAUCGGGAGCAGCUUCUUCUUUGCAGGCACCGUCAUCACCACCAUCGGUAAUGGUCACAUGAUCUGCAUGGGGAAAGGGAUGUAUAUAUUAUUUUUUAUUUUUAUAUAUAUAUAUAUCAAUAAAAAUAGAAACAAUACUCUACCUUACGGUGAUAUUGAUAAAGGUCCAGGUGGGGUUGAAAUGUCUAUUUAUUUGAUGUAAACCUGUAUUUAGAUUUAUACAGCACGUUUGGUUUAAAGUCCUGAGAGUAUACCUAUUCAUUCAAAAGUAUAUAUAUAUAUAUAUAUACAUGUCUAUAAAAUAUACAAUAUAUACAAGCACUGUAUUUAUACUUUUGGACAAAAUAAUACCUGAUCCUACUAAAAGUAAAUGGCUAUUAUAAAGCUGCUGUGGAUUCUUAAUAAAAAGUAUAAUUGUAGCAAGUUUUGUUUGCCCAACUAAUGUUCUUCUUUUUCAUUGUACGACAAGAGCUGAGAGGUGUAUAAAAUACCAUGCCAGCUACUUAAUGUUGGAGAUUUUCCACUCAUUGUCUUCCUUACAUGUUCCUUUGUUUAUAUGUUCCUUCCUUAUAUGUUUCCUAUGUUCCUUCUUCUCUUUCCAUUUCUCAAAUGAAGCUCACCCCACUGCAUCUGUCUACCACUCCAUCAAGGGUGCCCAAAAGGUAGAUUCCCAGAUAUUGUAUUCACAUGAUCUGGGAUCAACUCACACGAUGCUUUGCAUGCCUUUAGAAUGCUUAAAAAUGACAAAGUAUCGUGGAAGCUGUAGUUCUACAACUUCUGGGGAACUACCUUGUGGGCACCCCUGAUCUAUGUCUACCACUUCAAUACUUCACUAGUAUGUACAUCUUCCACCUCCACCACCUCUUUCAUCUUAGUUGUUUCCUCUGCUUCGCUGUUUCAGGAUUUGGGAAUAACUCGCCUAAGACAGAGGGUGGUCGCAUCUUCUGUAUUUUUUAUGCAUUGGUUGGAAUCCCACUCUUUGGAAUUCUAUUGGCUGGAGUAGGAGAUCACUUGGGGUCCGCUCUUCGUAAAGGGAUUGGAAAAGUGGAAAUGAUAUUCUUGGUAAGACCGUCGUCCCCUUGUUUGUUUUCUUAAUGAAGGGCCAAAGUAUCUUAUAGUUCUUAAUAACUUUGUUUUAGCUACAAAGGUCUGUUUUAGUUAAUUAUCUGGGAAACAAUUGUAUUGUAGUAAAGAAUAUGGAAGCAGAAUGCUAUGGCAGAGAUAGUUAUGUAAGCUCAUCUGUCCAUUUAAUGCUUCAUUUGAUCUUGUCUUCUAUAUAAGAUGCCUCUAUUUCAAUUCAUAAAUACUAUAAAUCAAACCAUCUUAAAUGUAUUUCUGUAGCCAGACUAUUCUAUAUCUAUUUAUCAUUGUCAUUCAAGCCUUCCAGAAUAUCUAAUUGCUCUGACCACUAAACUUUAGUUCAACUAGCAAAAAGUAUUCACUAGUGACCCCCCCUUCUUCUCUGUCCACAUCCAGGGGGGUUUUACGGAGAUGCAUUAGCUCAUUUUAUCUUGCAGACAGCUUGCUCAUCGAUAGGCCGUCUUGAAAUUUAAUUUUUUUUUUAGCUUUGGAAAUUAGAUUUUGAGUUGAGCUUAGAACACUGUGCAGACAGAAAGUCACCUGGGACAGAGUGGGGCGUUGUAUGUGAAGUCUUAUAUAUGUAGGAGAGGAGAAAACCAAAUUAUUAUUCUUAUUAAUUAUAAAGUGCAAAUAUAUUCGCAGCACAGUUCAGUUAUGUACAGUUGCGGAGAGAUAAGUGAACUAUUUUUGGUGAACACUAAAGGAAACAGGUUUGAUUGUGUUUAGAAGUGUCUGUGUGUGUGAGCAUUUACACAAAAUAUGCAUGAGCCAGGAUGGAUGUUCUACAUAAGAAAAAGGUCUUAAAGUAAACACAGAGUUUUGUUAAGAACAUUUUACAAUAAGUAAAAGUAGCAGUAAUAUAAUCACUUGUGCUGUUUAUUUAUAAAUCUGCUAUAUUUGACAUUUCUAGAUUAAAGUAUAGUGAUGUGUUGGUAUGUAAAAACAGGUCUCAAAGGACCAUUGACGUCAUAAUACAACUUUGCAAAAAAGGUGAUUGCAGCAGAACUGAAACGGAUAUUAGUGUAUUCACUAAAGCGUGGAUUAAAAGUGAAUUUAAAAAAAUCUAAGGCCAAAGUAGCCGAUCUAAAAAGUAUUUAGAAAGUACUUUUCCAAUUUGGCCAUUUUGACCUUAAAUUUGCUAUUCACUCUGAAUGCUCACCUUAGUAGUUAAUCCUUUUAAUAUCAGCCUCACCCCAAGCGUGUACCAGCAUGUCUGGGUCUUUCACUAGUGGCAAUCAUCAUGACAAUAUACAGGGAUGAAUGGGACUCUAUUUAUUCUCCAGAUUUUGUUCGGAUGUACAGUAUACUGUGAAAAUAACCAAAUUCCGACCGCAAUAGCAAUUCUCACAUUUACUAAAGUUGAAUACGGUCAGAAUUCUGUCGGCUUGAGCAUAUCUGUUGCAAUCAUCCAGAUUCAUUCUGUGUCUGGAUUAAAAAUUACGUUUUUGUAUCACAAUCAUAAACAAAGUUUGUUUUGGAAUAUUUACAAAGCACCAGUUUUACUAAAAUUUGGAACCGAAUGCAUCCAGCAAGAUGCACAAAUUUAUCGUUCACGUGCUUUUUUGAAAGUGAAUUAUAGUCUGAAGUACUAUUGCCAAACAGUUAAAUAACCCUUGGUGCUGCAACGAUUAAUUAUUUUUGUAACUGGCUUUUCCCAUGCAACAAGUGGCGAAUAUCUUCUAAAUGUUUGAAACUUGCGACGGUACAGUCAUUGCUGCCCUGUAGCUAGAAAUGCCAGGUGGACAGGUAUUUAAUAAACAGAAAACGGGGGGACAUUCCUGUAAGAGUUCCACGCAGAAUGAGACUUGAAAGCUGGAAAAGCCUUUAUAAAGGCUUUCCCACUCUUUUUAAUUCCCAUGGGAGUGCCCUGAUUGAUUGGCUUAUAAGUCAACCAAUGAGAGCGCUCUGAUAGACAAGUCUCACUUUGUUAGAGACUUGUUGUGGAAAUAACCCUGACAGUUUCACCCUGACAGUCUCAUGCUCACUCACUCUUUAGAGAGAGUGACUGGGAGCUGAGUUCAGACACUUAACCUGUGCCACCAAUGCCCCAACCCUUUAAAAUAAAUAACCUCUUGAUCAUUGCAUUGCUCUAAGUAUUUUUCUCAUUCAAUAAUUUUGAGGGAGAGAAAGCCUUGGGUGUUAAUAUAGACAUUGUACUAUCACCACUUGUGUCUCCAAUGCCCCCCAUAAAAUAAGGUGAACAAGCAGCCAUCUACAUUUGGCUCUCACUUAGGCCUUGAGUUAAUUAUUUAGUCAGAAACCAGUUGCUAAAUAUUGACUGUUUUAUGACUACUGUUGUUUCCAACUCUGACUGGAUUUUAUUUCCGUACACAGUUUGGCUGUUUGAAAUAAAACCACCACUAUAUGUGCAUUGAAAGGACAUUUAUCUGCCUUUUUCAUGUCUAGCCCUGUUAUAAAAAAAAAAAAAAAUUAAACAAAAGCCUAUGUGAGUUAAUAUGACACACAUAUUAGGAUAAAGUGGUUUGAAACAUCCAUUAUGCCCACACCCACCAUGCCUCAUUUAGGGGCACACCUACUAAACAGCAAGCAACCAGUGUUUUCUCACUGUCAUAAAAAAGUAGCUCUCCAGUCGCCAAUAUAAUAAAGAGGAAACCUGGGACAGGUCCCCUGCGCCACCAAGGUGGGGCUAUAUUUACAGAGGGGGAAUACUAAGUCAUGCACACACACAUAGACACUUAUACACAGACACUGACCCAUUCACACACAUACACUCACACAUAAACACUGCUUCCUGUAAGACCAGGGUGAUGAACAUAAGAUCCUCCACUGCGGUCCUGGCUCAGCCGUGCUGGGGGGGAGAAUGAGACACAUGGAGGGGCUCGGAAUUAAGAGACAACAUGGAGGGGCUGAGUGUGAGGUAACAAGACACAUGUAGGGGCUGAAUGGGCUGAGACAGAUGGAGGAGCUGGAGGGGAUGAGGGACAUGGAGGGCUGUGGGGGAGAAGAAGACACAUGAAGGAACUGGGGGGAAUGAGACAAAUGGAGGGGCUGAGGGUGGGGUAAUAAGACACAUGGAGGGGCUGAGGGUGGGGUAAUAAGACACAUGGAGUGGCUGGGGGAUAAUGAGACACAUAGAGGAGCUGGGGGUAAUUUUGAGACAAGUGAAGGCGCUAGUGGGGAAUGAGACACAUGGAGGGGCUGAGGGGGGGAACGAGACAUCUGGGGUGGCUGAAGGGAGGGGAUGAGACACAUGGAGAGGCUUUGGGGAAAUGAAACACAACGAAAGGCUGGGGGGAGGAAUGAGACACAAAGUGGGGAUGAGGGAAAUGAAACACAAAAAGGGGCUGGAGGAAAUUAGACAAUUGAAGGGGCAGAGGCGUAACUAGAAACCACUGGGCCCUGGUGCAACAAUUGUCCCGGGGCACCCCACACACAUUUGUUUAAUUCUCUCCUCCAUGUGUCUAAUUUCCUUCCCCCGCCCCCCCAUGUGUCUCCUUCCCUCCCCCCAGCCCCUCCACGAAUCUCAUUGUCUCCCUCUCAGCUACUCCAUGGCUCAUUUCCCCGCUCUUCCCCCAGCCCCUCUAUUUGUCUAAUUUCUCCACCCCUCCAUUUACCUCAUUCCCUCUCCCCCAUUGAGCCUUUCUUAAUCCCCUCACUUCCCAUCCAGCCCUCAUUAUCCCCAUCUCAGCCCACAUCCAGCCCUCACUCCAUAUCUCACCCCACAUCCAGCCAUCAUUAACCCCCUUAUUAUCCUUCCAGUCCUCAUUAACCCCCUCAUUCUCCUUCCAGUCCUCAUUAACCCCCUCGCCCAGCCCUCAUUAACCCUCCUAACCCCACACCCAGCCCAGCACAGUGCUCCCCCCUUGCCUGUCACCCAGCGACCGCGGGGCCCAGGCCAGUGCGGCAGUGCACCAGCCUUGAAGUUGUGGUGGCCCAUGGUCGGAGUGGCGGGCCCGGUUGCAGCUACGACCGUGGUAGGUACGCCACUGGGCAAGGAGAAGAAAGACACACACGGAGGGUGGGGGAAGACACAAAAAGCCAGGGGGGAACAAAGAGGGGGCUGUGGAGGAGAAAAAACAGACAGAGGGACUGAGGAAGGCAAACAAGAGACACGCAGAGGUGGUGGGGCAGAAGGAAGAGACACACAAAAGGGCUUGGAGAAGUGGAGAAAGAAACAAAGUGACUGGGGCUAAGAGACACACGUGCAUUGGGAAAAAGACACACAAAAGGGACUGAAAGGGAUAGAGACAUACAGAGGAGUUGGGAGGAAGUAAAAGCUUCACCUGUGUCUCAUUCUCUCCCAGUAGCUCAGUUCUUCAGCACAAGAGUCUAUGCUGAAGAGUUGAGUGACAGGUGAGAGAAAGACGUCAUAUUAAAGGGACACUAUAGUCACCAGAACCACUACAGUUUAAUGUAGUGGUUCUGGUGUCUGUAGCCUGUCCCUUCAGAGAAAAGGCAUUGUUUACUUUGCUUGCUAGUAACAUCUCUAGUGGCAGUCUCUCAGACGGCCGUUAGAUGUGCUUUGUAGUCCAUUGCUGCGCAGUGUGCAGCACCUACAUUGAGCAUCUCCACCAGGGCGCCCUGUGCGAAAAAUCUUCACAGCCCCCCCUCUCCGUCCCCCCCCCCGCCAUCCAUGUAUAGUGUGUGUAUAGGAGUGAAGUGAUUGUAUAGGGGUUUUAUUAAAUUAAUAAUGAUUUAAAAACAAAUUUUCAUUCCUCCUUUCCUGUUGUUACCUAGUUGGGAGAGGGGCAUGCUGAUCUGAAUCUGGUCUGCCCCUCCACUGGGUACAGACCAUGCGUAACUGUCUCGCAAGCUCAGGGACUUGCGGUGUCCUGUGGUAAUCUGCAGCAGCGCUCUGAUUAUCCUGAGCUAGGAAGACAGCUACUUAUGGUCUGCAGCCAACAAAAGUGCAGGCCAGAAGUGCCAGACUGCCUCCCCUACAUUACAGAGGAGCAGACUAAGUAUGUCACAUAAUACUGUGAGUGGUUUUGCUUUGGAGCUCUGGAUUAUACUUACUUACCUUGACCUCUUUGGAAAUAACAUUUUGUAGUAAUGCGCUACUUCUCCAUUUAUCACAGAGCUUCACAACAAUAAAACUCCCAGUAAUGUGGAGCUCUGUGUCAAGAUCAUACACUAUACCACAAUAUAACUCUAAGUAAUGUGUCUAUUAGUGUAUCAUCGAGCUCCCUAACUAUAAAACAGAGUAAUGUGCAUUUUAUAUACCAGAGCUCCACUGUAAUACAUCUCACUAUAAUAUGAUGUAAUGUUUUUGUUGUCUGUGUAUGUGAUAGGUGUGAUGAUGUGUGUGAUAUGUAUGCUAUGUGUUGGCUGUGUGUGAUAUUUGUAAUGUGUGUAUUAACUGUGUGUGGUAUACGUGUAUUGGUUGUAUGUGAUAUUUGUGCUGGGUUUAUUGGCUGUGUGUGAUGGGUAUUUAAUUCAGAUAAAAAUAUGCAUUUAAGCCUAUGUGUGAAUGCAGGUGUAUAUUUUUGCAGAGUUAUGUGCACACAGUCCCGCAGUCAGAUGCACAGUUAUACAUAUACACUGUAAAAUCUACCACAUGUACACAGUCGCAGGCAGAUAGUCGCAGAAACACACAGGUACAGACAGUAACACACAUACACAGUUACAGGCAGAUAAACACACUCACACACAAUUACAGGCAGACAACCACACACAGGCAGACAGCCACACACACAGUCUUGUAGUCACACACACAGGCAGACAGCCACACACACACACACACACACACACACACACACAGGGAGACGUAGAAACAUAGAAUGUGACGGCAGAUAAGAACCAUUUGGCCCAUCUAGGCAGUCACACACACACACACACACACAGGCAGUCACACACACACACACACACAUGCAGAUAGUCUCACACACAGGCAGACAGUCUCACACACAGACACAGUUAGACAGUCACACACACACACACACACAGGCAGACAGUCACACACACACAGGCAAAACAGUCACACACACACAGGCAGACAGUCACACACACACAGUCAGCCACACACACACACACACACACACACACACAGGCAAACAGUCAUACACACACACACGGGCAGACAGUCCACACACAGUCAGCACACACACACACACACACACAGGCAGACAGUCAAACACACACACACACACACAGACAGUCACACAGGCAGUCACACACACACACACACACACACACAGGCAGACAGUCACAUAGACACACACACACAGUCAGACAAUCACACAUAGUUACCUAUGUUCCUUAUGGAGGUGGAAGUAGUGCAGCUCCAGAAGACUGGUUGUUGGGGGAAGCAGGCACUCCUUCCUGCUUCCCCUGCAGCAGUUACCGGGAACUUUUAGCUCCCCCCUGCUGCACGGUAAGCCCUACCCCCGCCCCAAUAGUCUUUUUUUUAUUUUUUAUCCCGGCCGGCCAUGUGUGAGCUGUGUCGGCCGCACACCGCCCCCUGCUCCAAUGGCAGCCUGUGCGGCCGCACAGCUCACACACCCCUAAGGCCGGCCCUGAUCUCCACGCUCUCCAUGGAGGCGCUGAAUUCUCUCAAUAGAGAUGCAUUUUGCCACACGUGCGUAGUAGCCUCCUAAUGCUUUCCUAUGGGAAAUCAUUGGAUUGGCGGAGAUCAUCAAGUUUGAUGAUCUCAGCCAAAGUGAAGAGAACACUCAUAGAACUUAAAAAUAAACAAGAAAACAUUAUUGUUUACAGCUGUGUUUCAGCAUACAUUCACCAUUUCAGUCCCAUUACCAAACUAUUCCUAAUAUGUCAAGUUUGUUGGACUGAAACAUUGAUUAUAUGCAAAUGCACGUCUGUUUUAAAUAAUCACCCUCAUAUCACACAUAGCAGUAAUCACCCUCAUAUCACACAUAGCAUGUAGUCUAACCUACACAGCAGAACUGUCCAUACCAGCAAAUAACAUGUUACAUGCAAAUUGUCCAGAUGCAUUCACGUUCCAGCUUGUUUAUCUGUUUAUUUCAUUGUUUAGUAAUAUGUAAAACACUACAGAGGCAUACAUUCCAACGACUAGCACAAUUCAUAUAAGCAGCGCAACUGGCGCUAAUAAACACACCUGCUGACUUGGAGUUAUGGCAUUUUGAUAGCAAAUAUAUAUAGGGAGACCCGAGCCCCAAAAGCGUAGUGUAUUUAAACUUAAGAAACUCAAGCCCUGACCAAAUAUGACUAUAAUAUCAGUGUAUUUGUACAGCUGAAACUGCAAUGUUACAACUGCUGAGAUUCUUGGACCAUGGUUACUUUAAUGCUUUCUUUAGGUAUAUAAGCUUGCCGAUCUCACACGAUGCCUCAGGCUAGUCGCACUGAUUUAGCUUAAACCGUAUCGUUAAUAGUUCAUCUGCUGUAUCGUUACCUUUUUCACUUUUAAAAAAUGUAUGCAUCUCCAACUUGCCACAAUACUGUUAUCAUAUGUCUAUAAAAAAAAUCGAGCCUGCUAUUGCUGUUGUGGCGACACAGGCACUGUUGUAACUACCCGCAUAGCAAAAAUAAAGAAUUAAAAAAAAAAAAAAAAGUGCUCUUAAGGUACAAAAGCUAUAGCUUGCUCCCACCUGCUGAACAAAAAUCAUUGUGAUUUAGUUUAGAUUCUAACAUGAUGUGGCAUUUAAUUUCAGUAUAGAAAAUACGUUUCUAAGUUUAUAAAUUAUGUGGGCUGUUCUGACAAAUUAAUUAGCAAUGACAGAUACCUGUCAUUGAAUUUAAAGAGUUAGAAAACAAUAGUUGAUUUUGAGAAAUUCUCCAACCGUGUGAAAUUUUUACAUAAAUUUUGCAAAUCAGUUUUAAAUUACCUACAGUUCAGUGUUUAAUGAACAAUUACCACAUAUUUAAAACCUCAAUUUUGCUCACCAAGCAUUUAACUAAUAACAUCUUAUUUUCAUAUAUUAAAUUCAUUAAACAAAAUUCAAAAUUUCAGCAUAAUGCUAACUCACUUACCCCACCAGCACUUAUCACCAGCAAAUACAAAGUUGCUAAUUACAGUGACAGGAGAAUUACUUGUAUGAGGGUUCUCCUGCUCCCAUAUCACUUAACUGUCAGCAACACUAUCUAUGCUAUGUUGGAUAUUGAUUAACAGAUAAGGGACGGUAUCAUACCUUUAUACAGCUUUUUAAUAAAUCUAUAAAUUUGCUAGAAAUUAUUUAUUAUUUUGUUUACUAUGACAGAUAAAUGUUAAAUGUGCAAAAGAGGAUUGUUCUGAAAGGUGUAUCUCUUUGAAAGUCAAGCAUGUACCAAAAUACUUAAUGGUCCUGUUUUAAUUGAGCAUUUGUAACAGAAGAGAAGUUUAAUGACCCAGUAUUAAGUUUUUGUAAAAUAUAUUGAAUUGACCUGUAUUAAGUGUCUGUAGCUGAGGAGACAUGUAAUGAUCUUGCAUUGAGUGCAAGUACUAAAAAUUUAAUGACCUCUAGUGACCUAUAGUUUGUGUAACAGAUCACGAGGUUAAUGACCCUAGAAAGGUGGACAAAGUAACCCAAAAUACUUAAAUAUCAACUAUAUAGUAAGGACUAGGACAGGGGUAGGCAACCUACGGCACUAGUGCCAUGUACGGCACUCGAGGUGCCUUUGCACGGCACUCAAGGCUGCUACAGCCAAACAGGCUCUGGCCUAUCAGGAGUCCCAGUAAAACUUCAGAUAUCUGCUAAUACGAAGAGGUGGUGAAGGACAAUCCUCAAUUUAUGCAUUGCAGCACGUAGAGGAAGUGAUCUCAGAGCACUUCAUUCCAGCACUUGUGAAUGGGAAUCCGCACAGUAGUAGAGCAGCUCGCAGUUGUUGUUGCAGCUCCUGUCCUUGACCUGUACCUGGCCAGCCUGGUCCCCACUGGAACCCAGGGAAGCCACCCACACUGCUAGAUAUACACAGAAAUGCAGAAUAACCCUCCCCUCGUACAAAUAAUACGAACAGCCCACACACAAAUAUACACACAAUCCGAACAAACUGAACACCACUGACAAUCCACAUACAUGCACAAAACCCCACAUGCAGCCUCUCAAAUGCUUUACCCCAAACAGCCCCCCCACACUACCAAACACACAAUGUGACAUAUCCAUCCACACACAAUUCCACAAGCUGCCCUCAUACACAGCCCACAUUCAUAUGUAUCAUACACAACACCACAAACUACUCCUGACCAUAUACAAUAUAAUAGCUCAUAUACACACAAAUACAACGAUACAAAGCAAUUACAGUAAAAAUAACACAAGCAGAAUACGGCAGCAUACACACCUCAAUUUAAAAAAAAAAAUAGGAUCGGCACACUACGGGACAUCACAAUCCUAUAUCGGCACAGUGCUGCUUAAAGGUUGCCUACCCCUGGACUAGGAUAACCCCUUGCUAUAUACCACCAUAUGUACAAUAUAUGUGUAUAUGUAGGAUAUCACCUUCUCUUUAGUUAUUCAAAUUUAUUAUCAUGCCAUUAAAUUUAUGUAUGCACACAUAUAACCUUAAAUGAACACUGACAGGACUGUAGACACUAUAAGAUUCAAUAAGAGGAAGUUGUUAUAGUGCCUACAGUGUUCCUUUAAGGUUGUUUUAGCACUAUAGCGCUAGGGGGUGGACUUCUGAACACAAACAGCACAUGAAUCCAAACAGAACAUUUUACAGACUUUAAUCAGUAAUCGUAACAAAUGCAGCAGCAAAUGUGAGUCAUAUCACAAUGUGACUGAUGUGAGACAUAUGUCUAUAUCAAACAUUGUGGCCAAAUCUAGUCUGAUGAGUUACCUUUCUCUCUGUUUAUUCUAUAUAAACAAAUAUCGAUUGGAAGAAAGCCAAUGAGUGGAUCCAGCACACAAUGUCUACUGCAGCUUUUGAACAUGAUAAGGAGUUUGUCAUUCUAUGGACAGACAACUUGUACCUGUUUAACAGCCAGGGAAUAUGAAACUAUUUCAUGAACACCAGGUAGUCAAAUGCCUUCCAUAGCCCAUCCAAUUCCCUGAUUUAAAAAUAACUAAAUACAGUAUUAAUCUUUCAUCAAAGUGGAAGCAUCUCUUCUUGAUGUACACACAGUUCUUUUGUGUGACAUCACUCACUUAAAAACUGAAGAAGAUAUAUAGAUAAGGUGAUCAUUGUCCUUACUAGGUAGUUGAUAUUUAAGUAUUUUGGGUUACUUUAUCCACCUUGUGAUGUGUUUCAUAAACUAUGGGUCACUACAGGUCUUUAAAUAUUUUGUGAAUACACUCAAUAUAAGAUCAUGCCUCUUCUGUUACAGACACUCAAUACAGAUCAAUUUAAAGUAUUUUACAUAAACUCAAUAACGGGUCAUUAAAUGUCUCUUCUGUUAUAUAUGCUCAAUUAAAACAGGACUAUUAAGUAUUUUGGUACGCGUUUUGACUUUUAAAGAGAUACACGUUAUAUUGGUCAGAAUUAGCUUUCCAAACAACCAUCUUUUGUAAGUCUAAAGAUUAUUUGUCAUGGUAAACAAAAUAAUAAAUAAUUGCUAGUGAAUUUAUAGAUUUUAUGAAAAAGCUGUAUAAAGGUAUGGUCCCUUUCCUUAUCCGUCAAUCAAUUUCCAGCAUAGUAUAGAUAGUGUUGUUGACAGUUAAGUGAUAGGGGACCAGAGGAACCCUCAUACAGGUGAUUCUCCUGUUCCCUGUCACUAUAAUGAGCAACUUUGUAUUUCCUGGUGGUUGGGGUAAAUUAUAGAUGAAUGUCCCCUUAAAGGAACAAAUUAUGCUGAAGUGUGGCAUUCUUUUGUUUAAAGAAUGUUAUACAUGAACAUGAAAAAAGAGUGUAUUUAAUACGAUUUUCAAAAGCUGUAUAAAGAUCACAUUUUCUUUCCACUUUAUUUUUUCUGACAAACUGCACUUGGCAGCUUGCUAGAGAAUUCAGGCCAGAAUAUCAAUCAGCUUUGGUUUAGACACUUGCUGAUGACCAAUCAGUAUGAAAUACGUGAUGCUCAUGGAGAAUCAUACACUUUAUACCGUCAACACAUUUCAAAUAUAAUGGCAUUUCAGUUUGUAAUGCUGUCUCUACUAAUUGCAAACCGAAAUGCAGACUGGUAUUAGAAAUUACAGUUGCCUGUGCACGGGAACCCCCACUGAACAGCACUUUUAUACCUACAUUUCAAUUUUCCAUUAAUUCCGUAGCCCACUACAGCAUCCCCACCUCCCAUACACACACAGAUCGGGAGCUUCUGCACCCCCUGCUCCCGCCAGACAAAGAUUACCCAUACCCCUUCCUCCCACAAACAGGAAUCCCAGAUCCUCAUAAUUGUUAACAGUAGAGAGGUCCUGUAAAGUCAACAGUCACCUCAAAACUAUUUUUAAUAUAAUAAUACUUUCAUCAAGUAUAUAUAGAAAAUGAGAAAAACUCCCCCCCACCUUUAGUCUAUGACAGGAUCCUUCAGCCAUAUACAUACACCUUGGGACAGACAGUGUUUGACUCCGACAGUUAGUCUCUAUGGUCUCCCCCACUUCAUUCCCUGCACAGAAGCAUAACGACUAUCUGCCACUUUUCAAACAGUGUCGGACCCUCGGUGAAUGUGUAUGGCUGAAGGAUCCUGUCAUACACUAAACAAUAACUUGUUUUUCUCAUUUUUACAUAUGCUUCAUUUUACAAAAAAAAAUCUAUUUCCUUUCACAACUUGAAAGGAUUAUUAUAUUAAAAAUAUGUUUAAGGUUAAUAUUGUCCUCCCCAUCUAAAAUUAAUCAUACAGAUUUAGACAAAAUAGACAAAAAACUUUUUUUUUUAAAUUAAAGUAAGGCGCUACAGAGUUUUCAUAUGAUGCAAAAUGUUUUUUUCAUGCUCAUUACAUUGUAUCUAAAUAAGUUGUUAGUGAUUUCAUUUCCUAAACCCUUUACUAUCCUUUAAAAGGAUUAACGUGCCACAAGCAAUAGAGUUAAAAUAAUUACCUUUUAAAAAAAGCACAUCCACAACUUACUUUGUUUUGCAUAAUUGUAACCGGGUGUAAGAACAGUCACCAAAAUAUGGUUGAAUAAACAGCCAUCUGCUUCUAUUCACAGCUCUAAACUAAGCCGUAUUACGUCUACACGGAAAACAAAUGAGAUCUAUUAUUUAUAUAUUCAAGGAAAUGUAUGUGAGAUAAACAAGAUCUCCUCUGGAGUGUAAGCUCAUUUGAACACUCUCGUUCCUGUUUGUGGAAUUUGUAUUUUCCCAAUUACAGGUACUUGUUUCUCUUGUUUACGUUUUGCAAAGCGCUACUUAAUAUGCUAGCACCUUAUAAAAACUAAUCAUUAACAUAUACUUUUUUAUAGACCAUGUUAAGGAAUCAAAAUAUUUAGCUACAAUCCAUUAGGGACUGACACAUUUUUCUCACUUUUUAAAUUAGAAUCUUCAUUGUACUAAACCAACUGUAUGAUUUUAGCUAAAAUCAUACCUUCACAUAUAGGGAGAAUUAUAGCACAAACAUCAUGGGUUUUCUCUAGGCUGCAUAAUAAAAAGAACUAGGAUUUGCAAAUUUUAGGACAAAACAGAGACCUUGUUAAAAUUCCACGUUAGUUAUAGUUACAGCAUAGCUAUUCUGGCCAUAAUCCCUACUUAAGGGAAACUACAGUGCCAGAAAAACAAACUUGUUUUCGUGGCACUAUAGCUUUCCCCUUUGUUAAGCCCUCUCACCCCUGUGGUGCAGAAGGGGUUAAAAACCCCUUCUGUCACUUACCUGGGUCCAUCGUCGAUGUCCCUCGCCGACUCCGCUCCUCCCCCACCGACAUCAGGGGCAAUGGUCGCACUCACAUUAGGAUUUCCCCAUAGGGUUUUGCAUAGUGUGAAGACUUCUAGCGUCUGUUCGGCGACCAACAGUCUUGUAGACAGCCACUAGAGGUGAAGUUAACCCUAGCAGAUAUUUAUUGCAGUUUCUCAAUAAUUACCUACUCAGGGUUAAGGGACCUGGGGCAAUGCACCCAGACCACUUCAAUGAGCUGAAGUGGUCUGGGUGUCUAUAGUGUCCUUUUAAUUCUUUACAAUUCGCACUUUAGUAAAUAACUCCCCACAGAGUUCAGAAUUUCCAUACAAAAAUUAACAUCAUAUUCAAUGUUCAAUCAACAUUAAACCUAAUAUUCAGAUUAAAAUUGUUCUAUGAUCUUACAUUAAAACAAACAAAAAAAAGUAUUAUGAGCAAUGUGUGAUUUUAUUGGCAAUUUUUAAAUAUUAAAAGCUGUAAUUCAGUUGACUUUACGUCACCUUAUAAGAUUUUUGUGUGCAGUAUUCAACAUACUGAAAUGUCAAUAUGAAAUGGUCACUGAAGGUAAUGUGACUGGGUCAGGGACCUUAUUGACCAUGUCUAUAAGACAUAGUUAAUGAUAUCUAGCUAUUUAAAUUAUUAGAUUAGUCAGUCGGUAGAAAGACCAAAUAAUUUAUUAACAAAUACAUAUAAUGUCUUUCAAAUACUUCUAGUUGUAGGUUUUUUGACUAUGGAGAACUCAUGUUUCUUCACAAAAAAAUAUUCUGAUCUUCUAGAGAAGGACUGGAGUGUACAAAAGAACAACACAUGGAUUUGCAUCCCAUAUUGAAAUUGUAAUUUUAAAAUAUGUACAUUUUAAUGCUAUGCAGCAAUUUCUCCUUUUUUGAUGAAAUCAAAGUGUUCAAUUACUCCACUAUUUCCAUACCAGCAAAGGAUCCUUCUAGAGUAGCGACUGUAUGGCGUGAUGAUUUUAAUUAUAUAAUAAUCUGUUGUCACUGCAUUAAACUAAUUUCUACUUUCCAAAAUUGGAAAGUAUGAAUCCAGCACAGGGUUGUAGCAGUCUGAGAGAGGACAUGGUAAUGGUGUGUAGGUCUGCCUACAAAAUGGAUGCACCUUCCCUUGGAGACGGCGAGUGUCUGACUGGUGUGUGUGCAUGCAUGUUUGACAGCAGCCAUGCAUAGAGUAUUGCUCCUGUGAAUCCAGUGGGAGAUAUGUUGGAAAAGUCUCUAUUUCAAGUAAAGCACAAGGCACCCCCACAUGUAUAAUAUGAUGGCUAUAUUAUAGUUAGUUAUAUAUAAAGUUAUCUUUUUUUUUUUGUUAAUCUUCUUAAACUGUUCUGCCCUUGUAUACAAUUAUAUUGAGUUGGUGUGUUCUCAUCCAUCUCUAGAUUUUCCUAAUUUGUGUUCUGUGUUCUCUAUGAAGCAGAGUGUUCUAGUCCAGCUCUUUGUGUUCCGGUACUAAUCCUGCUUUCGUACAUGAAUUCUGUUGAUGUAUCAUCCAAUCUCUUCUAUUUGUUAUUCUGCUAUCGGGAUUCUGUGUUCCAAAUUCUAGCUUGCAUAUCAUGGGUUUCUAUCUAUCACAGCCAUUGUAGAAAUGGACCCAGUCUAAUUAAAUUAACUAGUAAAGGAUAACAGUAUGCCAACUAUUUUUCUAAUUCAUACAUAUUUUUGUAUGUUAUUAAAAUAUUCAAUUUUCUUUUAAGUUUGCAGAAAGCUUCUCUCCAAGUAGAUAUAUUGGCCGUUAAUCCUAAUGUCCGUUAAUCCUAAAUUAAAAAUGACUGCUACACAAAUAAAAAUGUUAAACUUUUCUGAAUGGAAAAGUUUAUUCUAAGAUUGAAUCAUGUACUCAUUAAAGGCUCUUAUUUUUGUGGCCUAAUGGAUAUGCCACACCACUAAAGUAUUCUCCUGGUUUAUCAGUGCGAGUGUGCAGAGUCUCAGUGCUUUUAGAAUUAGAGACAUAGAAUAGCAAGUCUUUCAGCAGGCAUAAAUAAUGACCUUUGAAGAAUGCAUUCCACAGUGGAUUAUAUUUCCUUCAUAUAAUAUCAUUUGGCUUUGUUGAGCAACAAAACUAAAGAAAAUUGGCUUACUGUGUCUCCACACACACACACACACAUAUAUAAUUUUGCUUUUUAUUCUAAUCGUAUGAUUGUUCCACCGGAAAAGGAAUUAUGACAGAGAUUCCACAAAUACAAACAUGUAUUCCUAACUCUAUUGUGCUCUUGUAACUAAUUAGAUGACUGCCUCCCCAAAUACAUUUUUUUUAAAAAGCAUUUUACUAAUCUUUACUCCCCUGGUACACAGGUCCCCAGUGGUUGCCCCUCCUCCCCGGCUGAGAUCAUCAAUCCUAAUGAUUUCAGGCAACCAAAUGCUUCCUUAUAGCAUUGGAAGACUAGCAAAUUGCACCUCUAUGGGAAACAUAUAGUUUCUGUGUGCAGGAAAUCCCUUUAGUGGAUGUUGGACUUAGGCAGCAAUGUUUACACUGCUCAGCCUUUAGUAAUAGGCUGUAGGCACCAGAACCACUAUUUUAUUUAAUCUUCGCAACAGGCGAAGGCACAGGGAAAAUUGGCUGAGAGAGCAAGGGGUCACUGCCAAUAGAUCACGGGGCACUUGUAAUCUAUCCUAACAGUUGUGGGGUGUAGAAGGAUUGUACAAUGGGACUGGAGCAGCGAGACCCUGCUUUUGUCAGAUAGGUAUUUUAUAUACAGUGCAACAGCUAUAUGGCACUAUAUAUGUUGUUGAUGGUGUUUCCGUGUUGUUUAGCCAAGCCUGGCCACCUAUGAAUACACUAUGAAUAUGGCACUUAGCAAUUCAGAGCAGGAGAUCACAGAAUAUGUGCUAAUGUGUCAGUCUGGAGCUUCAUCUCUAGCAGCCCCUAUGAUAAUAUGGCCUUGGACUAAGGGGAUAUGAUGGUGAGAGUUAUGUUUGACUAAACAGAAUUGAGAGAAAUAUAUUUUACAGGAUAGAAAGGACUGGCAUAUGUAAUGUAAUACAAGUGGCCAAGCCGUAUAUGUAAUAUACACAUAUAUAACAAGGGAAAGGGCAGUGAGGCAAUUAUUUAUUUAUUUUUCAUUUGAAAAGUGAGAUUUUAUAGUUGACAAUAUAUUGUAGCAGUGUGCAACAAGGUUAAAGGUAUGAGAGCUACAGGUGUCUCGUUAAUGCUUUCACUGUCUAAUCAUAGUUUAGUUCAAAAGGAGUAGGACAAUUUUAAUUUUAGGAUGCAGAUCAUGGGACUCUGUGAAAGAUGUGACAAUGUCAGGUUUCUGUAAUACGAUUGGUGCACUGGUUUUGCAAUAGUAGGACUUUAUAGGUUAUAAUUGAUAUGAGGAAUUAGAAAAAAGCAUUGUUGGGAGAACUAGUCGUGAAAAAGAAAGGGGUAAUAUUAAUUCCAAAUAUGGGCGACAGGUCAGAGACAAGUAAAUACUACAUUUCUUAUCCAGGGCAUCUCUCAAAUUUAUAGUUGGAGAAAGAACUGAAAGGAAGUUGUAUUGAAGGCUUGGAAGCAUUAAAUAAAAUAAACCAUUAAAUAAUUUGAUUCAUUACAGAGGCAGAGAAUGUGUGCCACCACAAAAUUAAGUUUCACAUUUCCAAGUACUGUACUGCCUUUUCACUCACUGGAAAAAAGCUUAAGUGAUUCUUUGGCAGCACGGAUUUUGAGGAACUGAACACAAAACAAUGAACUAGAAUUGGAAAUGUAUUUCUAUAAUGUAGUAUGCUUCACAUUGAGAAUGUGUGUACAGAUAAAAGGAGAAGAAAGACUUUAUGGUACCAUAGAGAUGUGACACUGAUGUGCUUAAAGAAGAUAGCUCGGGUACAGUGCUAGCAGGCUCAGUCAACGAACAAAAUAAGAAUGUUAAAAGGCCAGACAGAAAGAAAUAAAGCAUAUGAUUAGAUGUACAGACAAAAGAGACAAUAGGCCAUAGUUUAAACCAUAUUUUCUAUUGCCAUGCCUCUCAGUGAACAAAAAAAAAGUAGGCAUUGUGGGUUUAUAAUAGCUUUGUAUUCCACAGUAUUGAGAGGAUAAGAUUGUGGGAUUCGGGUGAUAAAACUGUGUGAGGUGUUUAUAACAGAAAUGAGCAGAUAGUACUGUGUAAAAUAUACUGUAUAUAAAACAAGAUUGAGUGGGCAGGAUUGUGUGAAAUAUCUAUAACAAGAUUGAGGGGAUAGCAGUGUGUUAGGUUUAUAACAGGAUUGAGGGGAUGGGAUUGUGUGAGUUACAGUAUUAAAAUAUAUUCAGGGGCUAUAUCUCAGGGCCCUCUUACCUUUUGUACUGGUCUGCUUUUAUUGUGGUGUCUUUAUAUUGUACUGUGAUUGUCCCAAUUGAACAGCGCUGCGAAAUAUGUUGGCACUUUAUAAAUGCCAGUAAUGAAUAAAUACAAAUAAAUAUAUAACAGAAUUAAGAGGAUAGAACCAUGUGAGGUAUAAAAAAGGUAUGACUGGGGGGCGGGGCCUGACAGCCAGGAUGGCCGGAUGUGCUCUCUGAGAGCUCCUGCACCAGCGGGCACAAUAAUGAUGAUUCUGCAGAUUGCAAGCCACAGCCUGUUUAUGGCUGCCCACCGCUGGCAACCACGCCAGCGGCCGGAACAGCAAAACCCCAGCCCUCACCCAAGCCUGGAGCAAACCGCAUGGCAAGAAACUGAGGUGUUGGUGCCUGCCGCAAACCAUCACGCUGGGUCGUAGUGUGGACUACCCCCUGAUGCACACCAGCGGCAUAGGGUGAGGGAUCGCAACUGCCCGCAGCCCGGCUACAAGCUGUGAUAUAGAACAGGACUUGGGACACUCUCUCACUACCAGUGCUAACAGUAUGCCCAGAAACACAAACGCUUGUCAUCGUUAAAUUGGUCUAAUAAUUUAUAUAGUUUUUCAUGAGUGCCUAGCGGUAAUUACUCUCAAAUCUCACGUAGCAUGUAGACUAGCCAACACAGCAGAACUGCUCAUGCCAGCAAUUAACAUAUCACAAGCAUCUUGUCUAGCAUUUAUGUUUCUGUUCGUUUAUUAGUUUAUUUCUUUGUUUAUUAAUUUUAAUACGCUACAGAGGCAUACAUUUAAACACCUAAAAUGUUUCAUAUCUUAAGCGCAAUUAGCAAUGUUCUUUGCAAGUCUAGCUCAGAAUGGUAUACCAUAAAAACAACGUUUAUUAGCUUGCUAUCUUCAUAUAAUAUAAAUACGUGCCGUCUAAACUGUCACGAUUUAAAAAAUUUAAGAAAAUGCUUGUAGAUGCUGUCGUGGCUCUGCACGCCUGUUGUCAAUCUAUGCACAAGAUAAAUAAAGAAUUUUUUUUAAAAAAAGGUAUGACUGCAAGAGAUAGAGCUAACAUGAUUGGAGAGCUAGGAAUGUGAGAUAGAUAGACAGACAAACAGGCAUACAGACAGACAUAUAUAAAAAUAUUAAAAAAAAACAAUAGGGGUGGAUCUGGAAGGGAGAAUGAGAAGAAAGGCACAACAUAGUACUUAACUAUGUUGAUUUUAAAAUUGGUGUUCGAUACUAUUGGCCACUCACACUUUAAACGCCAAGUUCAAGCCUUUACAAUAUAUUUGAUGAUAUUGAUGAGUUUCUCCUGUUACUGUGUAACUUUAAUAGCAUUGGACCAUAGAUAUUAGAAAAAGAAAUUGCAAAAAUAUAGUGCAAAUACCAAUAAGGUGCAAAUAUAAUUUUAAUCACUUACAUAUAAGUUAAAAACAGCACAUGUGGUAGUAAAAAUACCAGUCCACCAGUCCUAUGCGUUUCAUCCCAGCAAAGGACUUCCUCAGGGACAAGAAGCUAUGCAAACCAAAAAUAGAAUAAAAUCCCUCCCUCCUUUUAAAUCCCCUUAAUAAGUAUCAAUGUAUUCCCGAUUGGUUUGUUAAUUCUUUUUAUACAGACAAACAAACAGACAGAUAGACUGCUUUAUGUAUUACUAGUGGUUUAUGUAUGAAUAGUGUGAAAUGAAAGGACGAUCAGACAUCCUGUAUAUAACAAGACAUAUGAGAGAGGACGAUGAAUAGGCCUGUGAAUAAAGGAGUUUAUAAUAUGGUUUAGUGGAAGGAUAAAAUGACUGAGAAUAUAUGGCCCUGUGUAUAUAACAGGGUUAGAAGAAAAGAGUUUUGAGAGAUGCAUGUCACAGGAUUAAGAGAAAUGAGAGAAUUGAGGGAAAUGAUAUGACUCUCCCACAGCAGAAUGUUAACAAUGUGUGAACAGGUAAUCAAUGCUUUAUUUUGAUCACUAUAUUUCUCUUUCUCAUACCAGAAAUGGCGAGUGUCUGCCACCAUUGUAAGAGUCAUUUCCGCUCUUCUCUUCAUCCUUAUUGGGUGCCUACUGUUUGUUCUCAUCCCCACCCUUAUCUUCCAGAAGAUUGAGGAAUGGACACUGUUGGAGGCUAUUUACUUUGUAGUCAUCACAUUGACCACCAUUGGCUUUGGAGACUAUGUGGCAGGUACUCAGUGUAUAUUGUACCCAUUCUCUGUCUGUCUAUCUAGUUAUCUAUCUAUUUUACUAUCUAUAAAAUAUACAUAAGUGUGAACCAGGUAUUAUGAGAAAAUAAACUUCAAAACUGAAGGUCAACUGAUUUCAUAAAUGUCUCCAGAACUCAGCGUUGCAUUAUUUGUCCAUUUUACACUCUUCAACAUCAGCGUACGCGAUACAUUUGAUUAGUGUGGGCACCUAGGAAUUCUUUCCCUAUGUUAUUGUUAAGUUUAUAUAAGAUGAAUAUUUGUUGAAUACUUAAAGGAAUACAAUGUAAGCUCAUUUAAGUUGUUAUGGGAAAGGAAUGCUUGGGUGCCGUCUUACCUUCAGGGGUUAAAUGCUGAACCCCGUAACUAAUCUCAAAUUCACAUUACUGUCAUGGUUGUUCAAUAAACUUUAUAUUGUAGCAAAUUUCCAAUUCACAAACUUAAGGCAAACAUAGCUGUUUUUGAUAAUUCUCCAACUCUGCUAUAGCUUUAAUUUUGCAGUUCAGAUUUCAACUUUUUAGUGCAUAACUCUGGGCUGUAUAUGUUUUAUUGUUUAUUUGUUUUUUUUUGUUGUGAGGCUGAUUAAUGAAAUAUUUAUUUUGUACAAAUGCUUAGCAGAGUUCCAUAGCUAUAAAACUCUCAUAUAACAUCAUUAUUUAGUAUUACUCCAUACUAGUGAAUGUCUCCCCAUCUGCACCAUGUAUUUUACCCAUGUCAUUCUUGCCCUUCUCUUUCCAUACCUUUAUUGUGUUCUUUUCUCCAAAGUUUUCCCCACCUUCAGUCCCUCUCUUCAUAUUCCCCCCCACACAUUGAACUUUCUCCAUAUUCUUCCCCUCUAUAUAUUCUCCCCCCACUUUCUAACCAACCUUUCAUAUUCUCCUUCCAUCUUCUAUCCCUGUGUCACUGUGACGGAGCUCCUGUACUCCGACUGAGUACCUCCGCCCAGUCUACUUUCUAGCUGUGACCCAGGAACACCUUAGCCCUGGUCGACGAAGCUUGACUGGGUUUCCCUGGAGCUCUUUCCUUUCAGGUAGGGAUCAUUCCCUCUACCUAUACCUCUGCAGAUCUUCUCCCAGGCAGGUUCUGUACCACUGGCUGCAAUGUGAUAGCUCUUGUCUUUAUAAAGACACUUUCGGCUCUCAAGCCUAGCUCUCUUUUUGCCCCCGGGCUAGAGGGACUGUGCAGCCACCCAGCUGGUUGUUAGAUUCUGUUACUAGGAUCCCUAAAAAGCCACACAGGACAGAGUUUGAAAAGGAACAUGCUUAGCUUUAUUUUCAUUCGGGACUAGCACAUAUACUCAAAACAUACAGUUGCAAGAAAAAGUAUGUGAACCCUUUGGAAUGAUCUGGAUUUCUACACAAAUUGGUCAUAAAAUGUGAUCUGAUCAUCAUCUAAGUCACAACAAUAGACAAUCACAGUCUGCUUAAACUAAUAACACACAAAGAAUAAAAUGUUGCCAUGUUUUUAUUGAACACACCAUGUAAACAUUCACAUUGCAGGUGGAAAAAGUAUGUGAACCCUUGGAUGUAAUAACUGGUUGAAACAAUCAUUAACACAAAAUAUCUCUAUUAGCAAUAUGCAAAUCUGCCUGAUUAUGCAAAUUAACAAGCCUUGCUAUUCAGGUAGUGCAUAUAGCUGUCUCUACCAAAAGAGGGAGCUAUACAAGCUCCAUAGCCAAAUCCGCCUAGUUGAUAACAAGCAUCAGCAAGGCAGGAGAGCACACAAAACAUUUAACCACAACCAAUUAUAUUAUACACACCCUGAACCUAUAAUGGGCACAAGGUGACUUAGACAUACGAGUAGACCAGAGUCCUACAUAAAGUGUUCAUCUGAAACUCCUGGUGAUGGUGUCUAUCGUCACAUUCAUCAUAUUCUCCCCCCCUCUUCUCUCCCUCUAUAUAUUCUUCCUCCACUUUCAAACCAUCUUUCUAUAUUCACCUCCCAUCGUCUGUCCCUGUCACAAUAUUCUCCCCCUCAACACUCUCUUUCCAUAUUCUCCCACACACACCUGCAACUUUCUGCGUAUGUCUUCCCACUUUCUAUCCCUCUCCUUAUAUUCUCCCAUCAUACCUUCAACUUUCUCAAUAUUUUCUCAAUACUCUCACUUAUUCUCUCUCUUUCCCCCCACCCACCAACUCUCUGUCACUCCCUCUAUAUUCUCCCCUCACACCUUUACCUUUCUCCAUAUUCCCUCUGUAUGUAUGCUAUUUGGAGUGUUCUUUAAAGGUUAGUGUUACAGUAAGUGUAAAAAUAGUGUAGGGAUUACUGCUUAGUGAUAGUGUUACUUUAGUGUUGGGGUGGUUGUUUAAUGAUUAGAGUUAUUGUUUAGUGAUGGUGUUAGCGUAGUGUAGGAGUUAAUGUUAACUGUAGUAUAUUAGAGUUAUUGUUUAAUUAUGUGUUAGUGUAGUGUAGGUGUUAAAGUUUACUGUAGUAUUUUAGGGUUGUGUAGGGGUUAAGGGUAUGGUAUUACAGUAAGGGCAGAACUGGGACUUACAUGUCCCAAUACUGUCUGAGACUAAUGGGACUUACAGUCUGGGAUGGAAUCUAUGUCAGUUUCUGUUGUAAAAAUGAUGACCGGUACAAUUUGGGAGUUUAUAUCCCAAUAAUUCUGGCAGAUCAGGAUAGGCAUAUCACGUUAUACCCAGGAUUAGGGCUUGAAUUGAGAUAUGUUUGAGAAAAAAGGCAAAUAAAGUACGGUAAGUGAAAGGUUAAAUAGUAGGAGAUGAAGAUGCCUUGCAGUUAAUUAUGGCCUGGAGGGUAAUGAAACUGGUUCAUGUUUAUACUAUAUGUUUAUAAUUGUUAUACAACCUGGAUUUUCAAAAGCAUGUAAUUGUGUAAUUUGAAUUCAUACAUCCUUCCAAUAUCAUGUCAAUAGAGUGAUAUAAUUUCUGUAUAGUGUGCAAUAACCUUUUUAUAUCAAAGUACACUCCUAUAAAUGAAUGCUGUAGAGAUUCAUGCUCCUACUCUGCAUUCCAGGAGAUGGAGCAGGCCUUGAGUACCAGUGGUACAAGCCGUUGGUGUGGUUUUGGAUAUUACUCGGCCUUGCUUACUUUGCAUCUAUCUUGACAAUGAUCGGAAACUGGCUGAGAGUCCUGUCCAGGAAAACUCGGGCUGAGGUAUGCUUGAAGGGUUUAUGACUAUUUGAUGCUGUAGUAUAAAGUAAUUCAGUGAAUCAAUGGUUAAAUGACCCCAUAUAGCCUUGCUUGUGCUGAACAGUUAGAAGAGUGAAUGUGUUGAAGAGUCAGCGCAUGAAGUGACACAGCAACGUUUUGACCUCAAAUGAGGGCUUUAUCAUGCUAGCUUCAUAAAGACCUGAUUUGAGGUCGAAACGUUGCUGUGUCCAUUCAUGCGCAGACUCUUCAAUAAAUAUGCCAUCUUAUCACCCUUGAGUGCCUGGAUCAUCUUUGAUUUCUUAGUUUUGUACAUGUGUGGCAAAACUGAGCAUAAAGAAAUGCUAAACCAAAAUAAGAACCCUGGAUAGAAUGAUGCUUCAAUUAGCUUUUGGAGAAGGCUCAUCUGGAUGGAUUAAUGGGUGGGUGGAUGGAUGAGUAUCUAACAAUUCACUAAGAUCUUCCUUCCCAUCACCACCAGCUGACACUUAUCAUUCCUGCUUGAUUUACACUGUGUGUAAACUAAACAACCCAUAAUUUAGAGCUUUCUUAUGAUUUCUUACAUUACUGCCCUUUUCUGCCAGUUUCCCAUUUCCAGUUUUGAAAGUACCCCCUUUAGAACAGAUAGCGAGGUGGUGUCUGCUUCUUAAUUUCAAGUGUAUUUGUAAAUGACUUAUGUGAUGUUUUCUUUGAAACCUUUUAGAUGGGAGGAUUGACUGCUCAUGCUGCAAACUGGACUGCUAGUAUGACUGCAGAAAUGAAACUCCCUCACCGCGGGCUUAGCCUCAACUUUCAGGAGAGGUUAAGCCGCCAGAAAGGGGGCAAGCGUCAACCUGGGGAAGAGCCUGGAGAUGGAGAAGAUGAUGAGGAAGAGGAGGAAGAAGAGGUAGAAGAUGAAGAAGAAGAAUCAAAAAGGGAACUCUCACAAAAUGUACCAGCUUCUACUCCUAUCAUCCCUCAGACACCUCCACUCACUCCUGUCUUAAAGGCAGACGAUGCAGGAAAGCGGCCAUUGGAGUGGGGUGAAAAUAUGGCAUAUAUAGAUGAAUCUUCUGAUACCCAAAGUGAGCGGGGAGUGGGAGAGACAGAGACAGAUGAGAAAGGUAGAAUAUCUAGGGGAAAGAGGAGAAGAAGGGGAGCAGGAAGGUUAAACAGAGGAGACGGUCAACCAGGGCCACGGAAUCGGGAUAAGGGAGAAAGCGGUUAGAACCUAGUUGACUAUCGGUGGAAAUUCACCUUUCCCAAAGUGCCACCCCACAUAUACUGUUACACUAUGACUGUUGUAUGCACUGCCAGUACAGACAAGGUUACCCAUUCAAAUCACAAUACCAGGAAAUCUGUAUUUAACUUAUACGUAAUUCAAUUGGCGACAGUGCAAGCCCCUGACCUCACACAACUGACUGCACUGUAAUGUAUAUGUAGCAAACUGUUGGUUUACUAUAAAAUGCACUUCUACACUCAAAACGUUCAUGUCAUUAAACAGGCAAUUUCAAAGCAAACCGUGCUAUUAAUUACAUUAAAAUAUAAAAUGCAGAGGGCAGG